AAAAAAUCAACGAAGAAAACAAACUCUAGAUUCUCAUCACCACGAAAUCUUUGUAGUUGAAGAAGAAGGAAUUUUUAAACACACAUCUCUGAUUUAAUAAUUAUUCAAACUUAAACAAUGUCUGAUAUUGCCACUAUCGAACCUAGUGCUACACCAUCCACUCCUAAAAAGUCAUCACCAAAGGCUUCAUGUUCUUCUACUCCUUCAAAUAGUAGUAAACCAAAUGGUGAAGCUAUCAAUGUUUCCACUCCAAAUUCAGCACUCCACUUGUCUAAUCAAUAUGGUUUUCCAUUGAAUUAUAAUGGUCAAAUUCAACUCAUCUUUGGUAAUAUGUUUGCUGGUAAAACCUCGGAAUUGUUGAGAAGAUUACGUAGAUAUCAAUAUGCUCAAAAGGAAACCGUAUUGGUAAAGUACAUCAAUGAUGACCGUUACAGUAAGGAAAAUGUGUCAACACACGACUUGGUUCAACAAAAAGCUAUUCCGACAGAUCGUCUCGAAAAGAUUGCUUCACAAUUGCUUGGUUAUCAUGUUAUUGGUAUUGAUGAAGGUCAAUUCUUCCCUGAUUUGGUUGAAUUCUGUGAAGCUGCUGCUAAUGGAGGUAAAAUUGUAAUUGUUAGUGCUUUGGAUGGUACUUUCCAAAGAAAACAAUUUGGAAAUGUUCUUUCAUUGGUUCCAAUGGCUGAAAGUGUUGUGAAACUUAAGGCUGUUUGUAUGGUUUGUGGUAAAGAUGCUGCCUUCUCUAAACGUAUCACUGAUGAACAACAAACUGAAGUUAUUGGUGGAUCUGAUAAGUAUAUUGCCACUUGUAGAAAGUGUUAUAUGACUAGAAAUACUCCAUAUUCAAAGAAGAGUAAGAGCGUUUUCCAAGAUUCCAUGUUAGAAGAACAUGAAGAAUGCUCUGAUUAUUCUGAACAUUGUGAAAUUUUCUCUCCUCAAAAACACUAAGCAUUCUGUUACAAAAAUUGUUGAGCUAGUUCUCAAUCUAGGUAGUUACAACCAGUAACGCUCUCUAAUGGUAAUGCACAAGUUGUAUGUGUGCUCAAUCCAACCUAACAACCCACAAUAUUAAAACAUUAUUUAUUUU
Naegleria gruberi is the source of this 1084-nucleotide messenger RNA. Its product is annotated as thymidine kinase. Lineage: Eukaryota; Heterolobosea; Eutetramitea; Acrasida; Naegleriidae. Gene Ontology annotation, biological process: thymidine metabolic process. Gene Ontology annotation, molecular function: thymidine kinase activity; ATP binding. The coding region runs from base 118 to 945 and encodes 275 amino acids. The record is from RefSeq and is a predicted model, not a curated record. The transcript has a single exon.